This is a messenger RNA of Prorocentrum cordatum, 893 nucleotides long. NCBI's taxonomy places the organism in Eukaryota, Dinophyceae, Prorocentrales, Prorocentraceae. The record is from the annotation of a GenBank genome assembly.
GGGGAACGAAAUGUGAUUGGGCGCGGACUACCAACCUCAAGGGCGACGGAGAAACAUCACUCGUGACAAGAGGAUGCGCGUAGCCAGAGGGGGAUGGCUGAAGGCUGCAGCUUUGAAGCGGCGCGGAGCCAGAGUACGGCCAGUCAUCCAGCAUGGCCUCAAGGCCUCGAUCACCUAAGGCCCGUCUUGCAGGGGUUCGACGGCUUCGGCCAUGUCUUUCGUUGAGCAGAAGUGCAGUGCAUGUAGUGCCUGAGUGGAAACUUUCAAUCUUGGCACGCUGAGAUGGGCUGUCGGACCUCGCGCACGCGGAGCAUGAACAGUUACGACUGGUGCCUGUCAAUGUCUGGCACCAGGAAGCUUGGGACCACCCAGAGAGGCACACUCUGAUGGCGCAACCAUGGGGAAGGCAGUUUCCUGUCAUCAGGCACCCGCUGACAGUGGGUCCCAGUGGCUCUGAUGUGCGGAAAGUGGUGACAGGGCCUGCAGGGAUCGCGAUGGUCACGACGCACGAGCUGAGCUGGGAGAUGGCGGACCCCUUGCACAUCGAGCGGGGCGAAGAGGCAGCGCGCGCCGACGUCCGCGAGGGGCCUCCCCUGGAGCUGAACCGAGUGGCAGAGAGGUCCAUCCACUUCGGGCUCUUCGACUGGGCCCACGCGACGGAUGAGAGGUCGUCUUUGAGACCUGCGCCAGGGCUGCUCCCUUUCGAGCAGGUCAGGGGGCGCCAGGAUGGAUGACCAAGAGUGGGCGCCAAGGGGGAUGACUUCGAGACGGGCCAGGUCGACACAGAGAUCUGCCCGCUCUGCGAGGAGCAGUCAGGCUCCUUGUUGCAUGUUUACUACAAAUGGGCGGCGGGCGCAUGCGCUGACGCGCGCAAGCGCCUCACCGAUCCGAAC